CGCAAUUCAGAAAACAUGAAUAAAAAUACAAUCUUAAGCUAAAAUCAUGAGUAAUUCAACGCGUGCCUAUGUCGGCAUGCAAAACAAAUACGACCGCGUCGUGCUGCUCGUUGACAUGGAUUGCUUCUUCUGCCAAGUGGAGGAGAAACAACAACCCCAGCACCGAGGAAAACCCCUCGCCGUCGUCCAAUACAACGCUUGGCGCGGCGGUGGCAUCAUCGCCGUCAACUAUGCGGCACGCGACAAAGGCGUCACGCGCCACAUGCGCGGCGACGAGGCCAAGGCACUCUGCCCCGACAUCGUUCUCUGCCAGGUGCCCAACAUCCGCGAAAAGGCGGACACCAGCAAAUAUCGCGAUGCCGGCAAAGAAGUGGCAAAUGUCCUGCAACGUUUCACACAGCUACUGGAACGCGCCUCCGUCGAUGAGGCCUAUUUGGACAUCACCGAAACGGUCAACCAACGCGUGCAACAGCUCGAAACGGGCUCGCUUGCACUAAAGCCAGAGGAGCUGGUCAAUAGUUAUGCCGUCGGCUACGAAAACAUUGGCGACUAUGUGAAUAAGAUAACAAAGCGCUUUGCCAAUCCCUAUGUGGAUGAUGAGCGUUUUAUGCUGGCCUAUGAUGCCAACGAUUUGCCCGCUGUGCGCCAGAGCGAUCUGCGUCUCCUCAUCGGGGCAUGCAUUGCGGGCGAGGUGCGUGCAGCGGUCAAGGCGGAAACUGGCUACGAAUGCUCAGCGGGCAUUGCACAUAACAAAAUUCUGGCCAAGCUGGUGGCGGGCAUGAAUAAGCCCAACAAGCAGACAAUUCUACCGCUGGCCGAGAUACCCGCUCUGUUCGAUCAGCUACCAGUGGGCAAGAUCAAGGGAUUGGGCGGUAAAUUCGGGGAGACAGUUUGCGAAACGCUGGGCAUUAAGUUUCUGGGCCAUGUGCUGAAGUAUACUGAGAAGGAGCUGCAACGCAAGCUGGACGAGAAGAGCGGCACCUGGCUACAUCAGAUUGCAUGUGGCAUUGACUUGGAGGCAGUCACGCCUCGAUUUUACUCCAAGAGCAUUGGCUGCUGCAAGAAAUUUCCCGGUCGCAACAACAUAACCGGACUCAAGAGUCUGCAGCACUGGCUUGGUGAGUUGGCAAGCGAAAUGAACGAUCGUUUGGAGAAGGAUUUCAUCGAGAACAACCGCAAGGCAAAACAAAUGGUUGUGCAGUUUGUGCAGGAUAUCGGUGGCGAGGAGGUGUCCAGCUCCCGUUCCUCGCCACUCAACCAUUGCGAUCAAGAUACCCUGGCCAGACAAGCACUCGAACUGAUCAAAGCCAACACAAAGACAUUUCUGCGAGCUGGCAGCGAUGCGGCCCUCAAUAAUGCCGUCAAGUUUCUGGGCAUCAGCGUAGGCAAGUUUGAGACGGCAUCGAAUACGCAGAACAGCCUGCAAGCCAUGUUUGCCAAUCAGGCAGCCAAAAAGCGUCGCAUUAGCGUUGAGGAACCAGUGGAGAAGCCAAUUGUCGAGCAGAAGCCGAAGCAAUCCGAAGAGGCGAAAAUGAAAAGUUUCUUUGCCAAUUACUUGCAAACGCACAAAGACGAAAAGAUUGUGAAGGAUAACUUAAUAGUUGAGUCGAGCAGAAGAGCAGAUGAAACUGAAGCUGAAAUUGAGUUGCAAACAAACAAAUCGGAAACUGAUGAAGAUGCAAAUGCCCUGAAAUUAGCUCCGUCACCCAAGAAGAGCUUCUUUGAAGAAUAUAAGCGGAAACUGAUUGAUUCCUCUGUGGCACAGGAGAUCGGCGACGACAAGGCAGGGCCUGUUGCAACGCCACCCGAGUUUAAGGAGAGCUUCUUUGCCAAGUAUCUACAGGAGCAGAAGGAAGUCAACAAAAUAGCAGAGCUGCCAAAUGAGUCAUCCACUGAAGGUGACGACUCCUCCGAUAUGCACGGCUUGGCCGCCGAACUGGAUGACAUCGAAUCAAGUUGUAUUGUUGAACAAGAAGCCAGCACAUCGAAGCGAAAACUUGAGCAAGAAAAUUCCAUGGAUGCACCAGCGCCAGCAAGCGAUUAUAGAAGCAACUACGCUGAGUACGCUCAGCCGGAGCUGCGUACAGAUCUGGUCAAAAUGGUCAACUGCAAGGAGUGUGGUGCACAAUUGCCCGACGAUGUGACGGCACUGCAAACCCAUCGGGAUCAUCACUUUGCCCAGCAACUGAAUCAACAGCUGCGCGAGGAACAACGUGAGGAAAGGCAACGCAGUCGACUAAACGCUACACUUAACACUACAGUUUCAGUUCCUUCACCCACGGCAAAGCCUGCGCCGCUAAAGAAAGCUAAAAAGGCAGCUGGAACGGUUGCAACAACUUCAGCAAAGCCUAUAAACACCAUCGCCAAGUUUCUAGCCGCCAAGCAGCCACUUGAGCCACCUCCGAGCUGCAGUAGUUCACCCCUUGAGCUCUGCCCCGAAUGCAAGACCUACGUGAAAAGUGUCGAUAUGCCGGAGCAUUUGGAUUUUCACAUGGCCAGAAAGCUGCAGCGUGAGCUGAACCAACUGGAAGUGCGCACAAUAAGCACCGCCAACAUCAAGAAGACCUCCCCGCCACCUCGUGCCAAAAGGCAGCUGAACAGUACCUUAAACUCUGCCACGGGAAACAAGUCCAUUACUCAAUUUUUCACUCAAAGCAACUGAGGCUAAUCUGAAGUCAAUCAGAAAUCAUCAUCAGAUGCCGAUGGCCAUAUAAUAAGUUCAAGUAUUAUUUUCUGGAGAAUGUCUGUGCGUUAUCUAUUAAAUAGUUUAGUUCCUAACUGAGAAAACCGUUGCUUUACAGUCUUUGCAAUUAAUUUAAUCAAUUGCCAUCAUGACUUGAAAAGCGAUCCCGCUGCCAUAAUAAAUCAGAAUAAAUAAUAAU
This is a messenger RNA of Drosophila grimshawi, 2882 nucleotides long. It is a transcript of the gene DNApol-eta, whose product is annotated as DNApol-eta. Gene Ontology annotation, biological process: response to radiation; error-prone translesion synthesis. The transcript is spliced from 3 exons. Lineage: Eukaryota; Metazoa; Arthropoda; Insecta; Diptera; Drosophilidae. Bases 47 to 2662 code for a protein of 871 amino acids. The record is from RefSeq and is a predicted model, not a curated record. Gene Ontology annotation, cellular component: replication fork; site of double-strand break; nucleus. Gene Ontology annotation, molecular function: DNA-directed DNA polymerase activity; damaged DNA binding.